Molecule: messenger RNA, 1415 nt
Organism: Coregonus sp. 'balchen'
Lineage: Eukaryota; Metazoa; Chordata; Actinopteri; Salmoniformes; Salmonidae
Source: the annotation of a GenBank genome assembly
AUGUCCAAGUCCCCUUGGGCUGGCAUGUAUCCCCCAGUGGCUGCAGACCCAAGGAACAUGCACAGGAUCAUUGCAAAAGAUCCAGAGUGGUCCCUUGCAGUAAUGCCCGUUUUAUCCAACCUCUGCCUGCAACACAUAGUAAGAAACUUUGAAGGUAUGUUUUGUUCUACAUAUUGUAUGUAAUUUAUUCAGUCAAUUGUCAGUCAAUUAAUCAAUUCAGUUGUUUAUUUGAUCACAGAAUACAACCUCUUUAUGCCUUUGUCACAGAGAAGCCCAUCCUCCCCAGCCACAAAGACUACGUCCUGGAGAGGCUCUCUUCCUCCCUGCCCCUGCAGGUGGCACGCCAACCUGAUCAGCGACGACGGCUACUGCAAACAGCACUGGGGCCUGUGCGACCUCUCCUCAUAGUCGAGGCACCUGGAGAACAUCAUCGAGCUCUUCAUCCUCGAUGUGACCGACCCUAAGAUGAUGCUGGGCAUGGUGCCUCUGUGCCGGAACUACGUGAAGAGGCUGGAUGUCUCACAGCUGCUGCCGCCCAUUAAGGAGCUCCAGAAGUCUGAAGAGGACGACAGCCCGGACUCAGCCAGCGACAUGGGCAUGGACGGGCCAUCCAUGGACCACUUUGACUUUGGCAUCCUGCUGGACAAGCUGAGCCACCUGGAGGAGCUGCAUGUGGUCUACCGGGUCAAGGGCUGUUGCACAAAGUUUGAGAGGAAUCUCUGAGUUCAUCUAUCGCGUCUGCGAGUCGCUGGCCAAGGUCUGUUUGAAACAACUGUUAUUAUGCCACAGCACAGGGAUUCAUUGCUUCUUGGCUACAUGGCAUAAUAUACCACAACAUCACAUAUUUGUAAUUUGUUGUAGCAGAGGAAAUAAUUAAAUUUGAUUCCAGCUUGUUGUUUUAUUUCAUAUAUUUUUUAACAUCUGGGCAGGUUAAGCUAAAGCUAUACAUUAUUGCCACAUAAACCUAUCUGCCAAGUCUCCCUGCUCUUGAGACUGAUUUUAAACCCAUAAUCUCCCCUAUCGUUGCAGGUGCACCAAAGCAAAGUGGACGACGAGAAGUGUCGUCAGCUGGUGAACAACCUCCUGGACCACCCGUCCCUCAGGUAGCUCAACCUCCCCCACAAACUCAUUGGGGACCGGGGUGCCCGGGCAAGCUGCUCAACAGGUGAGAUUUUGUUGGGUUGCCUACCUCACCUGCACAUGUGUACCCUUUUAUCACGUUUUCUCUUGUCAUUAUUGUAUAUUCAUUAUGUGUAAAUGAAACUAAACUGGAGCAAGCUGGAGAGCCUCACUGCCAACGACAACAACAUUCGGGGGCCGGGGCCCAGGCUAUAGCCUAUGCCCUGGCCAAGAACUCCAGCCUGCCCCUCAACCUGAGUCAGAACCGGCUGGGGGACGAGGGGGGCCAGUACCAA